Molecule: messenger RNA, 666 nt
Organism: Anopheles arabiensis
Lineage: Eukaryota; Metazoa; Arthropoda; Insecta; Diptera; Culicidae
Exons: 2
Coding region: 1-666 (221 amino acids)
Source: RefSeq, a predicted model, not a curated record
AUGGAUUCCCUCGUGAAAGCAGUGGAAGCUGCAGUUCCUGAUUUGUCAUACCUGCAAGCGUGUACGGAGCAAUUAACGACAAUUGCGGCCGCCUUCGAGAGAAGGCACGCUUCGUUGCUGGAGACGGGCGACGAAGUGCAGUGGGAGGAAGAAGAGAAGCGGUAUGAUGAGUUCGAGCAACGUCGCAUCGAGCUAACGGUAUUGCUGAAGCGGCGUGAAGCAGAGAUGUGUGUGUCUAACACGAAAGCGCUGGAGUAUGCGGUGCCUAAUGCGGAUGCGCAGGAUCCAAGAGUGUCGAACCCCAAAUCGAAAGUGCGUUUACCGGAAAUUCCGUUACCUAAUUUCGAUGGUGCGCUAGAAUCGUGGCCAACGUUUCGUGAUGCAUUUAAUAGCAUGAUUGAUGGGCAUCCUGGAUUAUCGGAUGUAAAUAAAUUAAUUUAUCUAAAACGAGUGGCUUCCAAAGAAGCAGCACAGGUGAUCGACGUAGUAGAAACUAAAAAAGUGUUAGUGCGGCGCUAUCUGGAUGAUCUUUUCGCCAUUUCUCCCUCAAAACGUGAAAGUUACGAAAGUUACACCAUUUUGCUAAACGGUUUCGAGCGAACGAUCAAAAUGGUGGAGAAGGUUGGUGUCUGUACGAAUGGAAUGGGAAACUCAUCAUCGAAGUAG